Lasiodiplodia theobromae is the source of this 1335-nucleotide messenger RNA. Its product is annotated as Latent nuclear antigen. The transcript has 2 exons. Bases 1 to 1335 code for a protein of 444 amino acids. Lineage: Eukaryota; Fungi; Ascomycota; Dothideomycetes; Botryosphaeriales; Botryosphaeriaceae. The record is from RefSeq and is a predicted model, not a curated record.
AUGCCGUCGAACGACGAUGCGGACGCCAAGCAGAGGACCACCCUCCUACAGUCCACCGGAGCCUCCUGGCCUGGCUGCCCCCUCCAGGGUUGGGUUCCGCAAGACCAUCGUCUGAGCAAGCAACCCGUCGAGAAGUGGCCGAUCGCUUUGCUGCGCCUCAUCGAAGAGCUCGCUAAGAUCAGCCCGUCCCAGAACAUGAGCAACCAGACGCGUCGCCGUAUGUGUAUGGUCAUCAAGGAACUGUACCCGGUCUCGAAUACCCUGGAGGAUGCCAUCCGCGAUGCGAAGGACAAGUUCAUGAGCCUCUGGCCGACCAAGAAGCCCUCUGACAUACCAGUCAGCCUGUGCUACCCCAGUCCUGACGCGAUCGAGGACUUCGGCGCCUUUGACCAGCCCGAUGUGGACGCUCAGAGUUUGGCGGAUAAGGCCGUCCUCCAAGCCUACCAGAACGCCGUCAAUAAUCGUGGAGCGGCCUUCGGCGAUCGCAGCGCGGGUCCGACGAUCUCGACCCACCUGACUGUUCACAGGAGGAGGGACUGGUCCAACCCGGUCCGAGUCACUGGGGAGCUUUGGCAGAGCCCCGAAUUGCCGGUCAAGAGCGGUUAUGGCGACAUCACUGAGAAAGUCAAGGACAUCACUGCCAUCGAAGCCCACUUCCAGAUGCCGUUGUCUCAGUUCUGGAAGAUAGAGAAACUUCGUCCAGAAGAAGCGUACUUCAUCCCGGCAGCGGUCCUCCGUGGAAUCGUCUGCAUCACUGAGAAGUUUCCGACAGUCAAGCAUGACGAACUCUACAAGCUCAUGGUUCAGGAGAAGGCGGAGUCUCGGAAGCUUUGCCGCAACGCCAACUCGAAGAUGUGGCUCAACAUUACGCAGGCCAACAUUUUCAAAGUAUUGGCGAAGCUUCAGCAGCUGUACGACAAGACAACAUCGCAGACCCAGACGCUGGACAAUGGCGCGACUUCCCAAGGCUUCGACAAGCGCAACCACAGCCUGUCUCCCAAGCUAUCGUCCAGGAAGGCCCGGAAGCUGCCCCACACCGCUUCUACCGGCCAUGCUACUGGCCUUAACUCAAGCACUGGCCAGUUCCAGAGUUCGGCUGCUCGUCAGGAAGCUAAGAAGAAGGAGAAGGAGCUGCGCCGCGAGGAGAGGGAAGGGGAGGAAAAGAUGAAGGAACUCGAGGAUCGGAUCAAGGAAGACCAGGAGAAGCUCAAAAAGCUCCAGGACAGACAGAAGGAGAUUAAGGAGGAGAACCCAUUUGCCUUCACCUGUACAGAAGGCAAAUGGGUUCGGGAAGCACACUGUAUUACGCUGAAACUGCCAGUUGGCACUCAUUGA